Manis javanica (Malayan pangolin) is the source of this 1387-nucleotide messenger RNA. It is a transcript of the gene CMSS1, whose product is annotated as cms1 ribosomal small subunit homolog. The record is from RefSeq and is a predicted model, not a curated record. Lineage: Eukaryota; Metazoa; Chordata; Mammalia; Pholidota; Manidae. Gene Ontology annotation, cellular component: 90S preribosome; nucleus.
CUGUGUGGAAACUGCGAGGAGUCGCGCACGGCGGCCUGGGAGGCGUGGCGAUUGUGUCGUCAUCGCCGCGGGGCGGGGCGACCGUGUCUAGGGAGAGGUCCGCGUGUUGCCAACGCCGGCUGAAGCGCUGGGAGGCAGAGUGAGUGCAAUCCGCCGCUUGCGCUUCCCUGUGCUCCGCCUACGUGGAGUCCCGCGUGGAGAUGGCAGACGAUCUUGGAGACGAGUGGUGGGCGAACCAGCCCGCAGAAGCACCCAGCAGCCCAGAUAAACUGGGGACCAAGAGAAAUUGCCAUGAUGGCCUGUAUCCAGAGAAGCCAAAGACUGGACCUCCUGAGUUGUGAUUAAAUAUUUCCCAGAUGCUCCACACCUUACCCCAACCAACAAAUCAACAAAGAAGUGUCAGAUGGUGAAGGAAGAGGAGACACAGAAAUGCUGCCACAGGAAACAACUCCAGUUCCUUCUCUGUUGAAGAAAACCAAACAGCCUACAGAAUGUUUCUUGAUACAACCAAAGGAAACAAAAGAAGAUGCCACCAAGACCAGAAAGAGGAGGAAGAAAAAAAUUACUGAUGUUCUUACAAAAUCAGAGCCCAAACCAGGGACACCUGAGGACCUACAGAAGCUGAUGAAGGACUAUUACAGCCGCACUCGCUCAGUGAUUGAAUUAGAGGAACUAAACCUGCCAGACUCCUGUUUCCUCAAGGCUAAUGAUUUGACUCAUAGUCUUUCCUCAUACCUAAAAGAAAUCUGCCCUAAGUGGGUAAAACUUUGGAAAAACCAUAGUGAGAAGAAAUCGGUCCUGAUGCUGAUCAUCUGCAGCUCUGCCAUCCGAGCCCUGGAGCUCAUGAGGUCAAUGACAGCAUUCAGAGGAGACAGCAAAGUUAUGAAAUUAUUUGCAAAACACAUAAAGGUCCAGGAGCAGGUAAAGCUGCUGGAGAAGCGUGUCAUGCACCUGGGUGUAGGAACUCCAGGGAGGAUUAAAGAGCUUGUUCAACAAGGUGGCCUUAAUUUGAACCCCUUAAAGUUUCUGGUUUUUGACUGGAACUGGAGAGAUCAGAAGUUGAGGAGGAUGGUGGACAUUCCCGAGAUAAGAAAGGAGGUUUUUGAACUUCUGGAAAUGGGAGUCCUUAGUCUGUGCAAGUCAAAAUCUUUGAAGCUGGGCCUUUUCUAAAUCUGGGUCCUAAUGAAAAUCCAUUUUCAUGGCGGGCUUUGCAUGUAGUUUAAUGGCUCUGGUACAUUGCAAGCACUCAGUGAAUACCAGGUAUUGUUUUAUUGUGUUAACUGCAUCACCAGAUGGAUCACUGGGAAUGUGUGAUGGAGACUGACAAAAAUGAAGCCGUCCUUCACCAACUCCCUUGUAUAAUAAAAUAUCACUGGUUUAUGUGUGA